Messenger RNA from Balearica regulorum gibbericeps (East African grey crowned-crane), 2257 nucleotides. NCBI's taxonomy places the organism in Eukaryota, Metazoa, Chordata, Aves, Gruiformes, Gruidae. The record is from RefSeq and is a predicted model, not a curated record.
GCUGUCCUACCAGAGAAACGAUGAUGAUGAGGAAGAAGCUGCCAGAGAACGUCGCCGACGUGCUCGACAGGAGAGGCUGCGGCAAAAGGAAGAAGAUCUAUCAGGAGAAGUAACGGAGAAAACAGAAGUUAAUGCCCAAAACAGUGUGGCAGAAGAGGAAACCAAGCGUACUACAACCACAGGGGGAACAGAUGACGAAGCUGCGUUGUUGGAGAGACUGGCAAGACGGGAGGAGAGACGCCAAAAACGUCUGCAGGAAGCCCUGGAACGUCAAAAAGAAUUUGACCCCACGAUCACAGAUGGGAACUUGUCACUGCCCAGCAGGAGAGAAGUAAACAAUGUGGAAGAAAAUGAGACCAUGGGGAAAGAGGAAAAAGCUGAAACACGCCGAGGACACUAUGAGAUUGAGGAAACUGAAACGGUUACCAAAUCAUACCAAAGGAACAACUGGAGGCAAGAUGGAGAAGAGGAGGAAAAAAAAGAAGAAAAAGACAAAGAGGACGUACAGGAGGAGAAACCAAAGGAGGUCCCUGUAGAGGAAAAUCAGGUAGAUGUGACAGAAAAAUCUGCAGAUAAAGAAGAGGUAGUAGAAACAAAAAAUCUAGCAAUAAAUGCAGAGGAACACAAAGCAGAGAAUGAUACAAAUGCUGUGCCAGAAGGGGAGCUUAGGGAUGAGGAAAAGGCUGAGGAAGAAAGGAAGAAAGCAGAAGAAAGGGAGAAACUUGAGGCAGAAGAAAGGGAGAGGUUAAAAGCAGAGGAAGAAAAGAAGGCAGCUGAGGAAAAACAGAAAGCAGAGGAGGAGAAGAGGGCAGCUGAGGAAAGAGAGAGGGCUAAAGCUGAAGAGGAAAAGAGGGCAGCUGAGGAAAGAGAGAGGGCUAAAGCUGAAGAGGAGAAGAGGGCAGCUGAGGAAAGAGAGAAGGCUAAGGCAGAAGAGGAAAAGAGGGCAGCUGAGGAAAGAGCAAGGGCUAAGGCAGAAGAGGAAAAGAGGGCAGCUGAAGAAAAGGCUAAGAUAGAAGCAGAGAAAUUAAAGGAAAAACAAAAGAUGGAAGAAAAGAAAAUAGAAGAUAAACAGGUAAAAGAGAAGACAGUACAAGAGGAAAAACCUCAAGCAGCUUUCCUAAGAAAACAGGGGGAAGAAAAAGAGGUUAAAGUGGAAGCUAAAAAGGGAAAAUUACCAGAUGAGAAGCUCCAACCUACCUCCAAGAAAGAUCAGGUAAAAGAUGACAAGGAUAAAGGAAAAGCACCCAAAGAGGAAAUGAAAAGUAUCUGGGAUCGUAAGAAGGGAGUUCCUGAACAAAAGGCGCAGAACGGAGAGCGUGAACUCACUGCCCCAAAACUUAAAUCUACUGAGAAUGCUUUUGGCCGUUCCAAUUUGAAAGGGACCGCAAAUGCUGAUGAAGCGAAGCCGGGGUCUCAGGUCGAGGCUGGAAAGCGGCUAGAAGAUCAGCGCCGUCGCCGAGGAGAGAAUGAGGAGUUUGAGAAGCUGAAGGAGAAGCAGCAGGAGGCGGCGGCAGAGCUGGACGAACUGAAGAAAAGGCGGGAGGAGCGCCGGAAGAUCCUGGAGGAAGAGGAGCAGAGAAAGAAGCAGGAGGAGGCUGAAAGAAAAGUUAGAGAGGAGGAGGAAAAGAGGAGGAUGAAGGAAGAAAUUGAAAGGAGAAGGGCUGAAGCUGCUGAGAAACGUCAAAAGAUGCCAGAAGAUGGUGUAUCUGAAGACAAGAAGCCAUUUAAAUGUUUCAGUCCUAAAGGUUCAUCUCUCAAGAUAGAGGAGCGAGCAGAAUUUUUGAACAAAUCCGCUCAGAAGAGUGGUAUGAAACCCACCCACACAACAGCAGUUGUCUCAAAGAUUGACAGCAGACUUGAGCAAUACACUAGCGCAAUUGAGGGCACAAAGUCUGCAAGACCAGCUAAGCCAGCAGCCUCCGACCUUCCUGUUCCAGCUGAGGGUGUCCGUAAUAUCAAGAGCAUGUGGGAGAAGGGCAAUGUUUUUUCAUCACCUUCUGGGACAGGAACACCAAAUAAGGAAACUGCUGGACUGAAGGUUGGAGUCUCCAGUCGUAUCAACGAGUGGUUAACCAAGACCCCAGAGACCAAUAAAUCACCUGCUCCAAAACCUUCUGAUUUAAAACCAGGAGAUGUAUCUGGAAAACGUAAUCUCUGGGAGAAGCAGUCAGUUGAAAAGCCAUCUCCUUCUAAGGUAUCAGCUAUGGGGAAAAAAUCAGAGACUAAUGGUUUGAGACAGUUUGAGAAAGAACCAUAG